Rasamsonia emersonii CBS 393.64 is the source of this 1023-nucleotide messenger RNA. RefSeq lists its product as uncharacterized. The record is from RefSeq and is a predicted model, not a curated record. Lineage: Eukaryota; Fungi; Ascomycota; Eurotiomycetes; Eurotiales; Trichocomaceae. Bases 1 to 1023 code for a protein of 340 amino acids. The transcript has 2 exons.
AUGGCGGUCGCAUCGGUCAUUGCAUCGAGUCUAGAUCUCCUGCGAGACUUGCUCCAGAGCGCAUGGUCGCUCACGUCGUGGAAGGCAGUGCUGCUGAUCUUCGCGAUCGCCAAUUGGAAAUCGCUGCCGCUGGGAUGGCAUUUCCGUAUUUUCUAUCACUUCUUCAGAAACCUUCGAUUCCGGGCAGAGAAGCCCAUGAUCUUCGAUGGGAAACCCCCCGUUGACGCAAAGGGGAGGCCGGCGCACCCCAUAUUCGGUGCGGCCACCGUCGUCACGCGCACCUCGCUCCUGGAGACGGAUUACAACAUCCACAAAUCCAACAGCACGUAUUUCGCCGACCUGGACGUGGCGCGGACCGCACUGGUGUCCCGCCUGUAUUCUCCCGGCAUGGGCAUCGUCAGCCGGGAGCUGGACGAGGAACUGUCGGACGGCAAGCACAAGAAGAAGAAGCUCCCAAUGUAUAUCGCCCUGGGGAGCGUGUACUGCACCUUCAAGCGGGAGCUGAAACCGUACGAAAAGUUCGAGAUCCGGUCGCAGAUCAUCGCCUGGGACGAGAAGUGGCUGUACAUGAUCAGCUACUUCCUGCGACCGGAGAAGAAGGAGAAGAAGCAGCGCGGCGAGGGUGGUGAGGGACCGACUCUGGCCGCCGUCGCUGUCAGCAAAUACGUGAUCAAGAAGGGCCGCUUGACCGUCCGGCCUGAGAGAGUCUUUCGGGCCAGCGGAUUCCUGCCGCCGCGGCCGGAUGGAGCGACGCCUGACACGGUUGGCACACCCGCAAGUGGCCAGGGCAUCACCACCGCUGUCGACGGCUCGUCUCCCGUUCAUGAGGUGCUGAAGCUGAGCGCGGAUCAGGUCCCCGCGCAGGAAGUGCUCGAGCGUCAGCAGAAAGAGAAUUCGCAGUCCUGGAAUGCGGACGAAUGGACCUGGGAGAGGAUCGAACAAGAACGACAGCGAGGUCUCGAGAUCAUCAAGGGCUACAGCACCCUGGAUGCCAAGCUCCACGAGCAGUGGGAUAAUUUAUAA